This is a messenger RNA of Coregonus sp. 'balchen', 26282 nucleotides long. Lineage: Eukaryota; Metazoa; Chordata; Actinopteri; Salmoniformes; Salmonidae. The record is from the annotation of a GenBank genome assembly.
GAACCAGCCAAGAAAACCUUUGUCACAUUGGCGGAAUCUCCACAUUGACAGAAUCUCAAUUGCACCCUUCUCGCGUCCUCUUGCCUCCUUCUCCAAAUACAAUUGGAGGAGAAGGUCAUAGGGGCGGGACCUUUGGUUUUUUCAUCCAAAGGGUUUUGAGAAGGAGGCGAGGAGAGAGGACGCGAGGAGAAUACAAUUGAGAUUAUCUCAUUGUGAGGGGUUGGUUGCUGCAGUGCCGCCUCAGCCUGCCUGCCUUCAGGAAGUGGUCAGUGUUCUGUGUGGAUUUCGGUUCGGACUGUUUUUGUUCCUAAACAAAGUGCGAGUCAUUUCGCGUGGGCUGGUAAAGUAAUUUAGGUUGAAUCGAUUUAUCGUUUUGUUGUCAUUCAAGUCACCUAUAUUUGAUUAAAAUAUUUCGGAAUCUAUAAGAGAUGGGUCCUGGAUAACGAGAAUAUUCUAGAAACAGCAGAGAGUACGGGGUUUCGAUUGCGGGAAGGGGUGAGCAGAGGCCCGCGGCCGUCAAGGAGCUUAGCGAGGGCUGAAGUACGGACUCGCCGGCCAUUGUGCACAAAGACGGGGAGACGGCACUCAAAAUUAUACAUGUUUUGUAAGUAGUCGGUCAUUACUGGCUAGUAUAUAUAUUUUUUAUGUUUAAUUAUAACAAGUCAUGAGGCGCUAUUGUCAAUAUGUAUUGUUUGUCUAGCUUGUCAACAUAGCUGACUAACAUUAGGUAGCUAAAUUAGCUAACAAGCUAAUGACAUUCGCCAGAACCACUAGUAAUUUAGCUAGGAAGCUAAAGCUAGUUGGCUAACUGUUGUUAGCUUAGCUAACGUUAGCCGGCUAGCUCGAUAGCCAGGUAACGUUAACGUUACAUUGGCAAUUUAUCCAUGUCGUUAAUGACAUUAUAGAGAUCACCUGUUAACAUUUGAACGUUGAAUUGUCAGAUUUUUGAAGAACUGAUUGGCCAAUGAUCAUUGAUAGCCAAGUAACUCAUUUUAGCAUGUUAGCUAGCUACCAAACGUUAAGUAACUGGUCGUCACUAGCUAGCUAACUUGCCGCAUGAACAUGACGCCAUUGCAUUGAGGGUAAAGACUGUGGCAGAAAUGUACAUGAAGGUGUAAUGUUAGGUAUACUGUUAUAGCCAAAUGUGUAAAUUAAACAAAAAUAGUCUAGCUAGCCACUUAAAGACAUUGUAGUUAACGUUUGUUAGCAUUGUACCGAAGGUAACGUAAUGUUUUCUAGUCACAUUGUCUAGCAAUCCAGGGUAUAACAUUCAUAGGCAACAUCCAAGGCAAAACAGAUAGCUAGCUAGAUACAGUAGCUAGUAUCACACAGUGUUGGGAUACUCAAUAAGACAGCCACCACAAGUAUAAGUAUUGCAAUGUUUGCAGACAGAAUGCAAUCUGAUCAAUGUACAGGAAAUGUUUGAAAUUUGAGUUUAAUCUGAAAGGGGUGAGGUUUAAAAUGUGGAUGUGUGUAAAUGACCUAAUUGAUCAUAGUUCUGUAACCUACUAUAUACACCACAUAUCACACUCUUUAUGACUCUUACGUAGCUCUGUAACACUCAUUCAUUACUGUGGUGGUCCCCUGACUCUUCUCAGGACCCCUGAUUCUGUUCUGGGAGAGUUCUGACCUGUUACAUCGCCAAGAUAGCUGGACCGGGCAGAAAGCGGCACACCUCAGAACCAGACCCCAGCAGCGGCAGCAGCAGUGACGCCGGCGACGGGCGGCCCGUGAGCGCCAAGCGCCUGAAGAUGGCCAGCAGCAGUGAGUCAGGCCGGCGGAAUGGGGGUCGGCGCAGCGCAGAUGACAGCACCAGCAAGAAGAAGCAGAAGGACAGGGCCAACCAGGAGAGCAGGGAGGCCAAGCGAGCAGCAGCCGGGGCCAACGCAGAGCACAAGAAAGGUGAGAGGGUUGAAGGGGAGAGAUUUGAGGUGUGGUUAACUUGGUAAGGCACGAGGGUACGUCCCUGAGAUGUUGCUUUAUUAGGAUGGGUCGAGUGUUUGCUGAAAGCAAGCCUAUUUGACUGCGUUUACACGGGCAGCCAAAUUCUGAUAAUUUUUCCACUAAUUGGUCUUUUGACCAAUGCAUUACUGAGAGCACAUUGCCUGCCAUACAGGACAUCUACAGCACCCGGUGUCACAGGAAGGCCAAAAUAAUAAUCUAGGACCUGAGCCACUGCCUGUUCACCGUUACCAUCUAGAAGGUGGAGACAGUACAGGUGCAUCAAAGCUGGGACCGAGAGGCUGGAAAAACAGCUUCUAUCUCCAGGCCAUCCAACUGUUAAAUAGUCACCACCAGCCGGCCUCUUCCCAGUACCCUGCCCUGAGUCUUAGUCGCUGUUACUAGCCGGCUACCACCCGGUACUCUACCCUGCACCUUAGAGACUGCUGUCCUAUGUACAUAGUCAUUGAACACUGGUCACUUUUUAAUAAUCUUUACAUACUGUUACCCACUUCAUACAGUGAGGGAAAAAAGUAUUUGAUCCCCUGCUGAUUUUGUACGUUUGCCCACUGACAAAGACAUUAUCAGUCUAUAAUUUUAAUGGUAGGUUUAUUUGAACAGUGAGAGACAGAACAACAUAAAAAAAAUCCAGAAAAACGCAUGUCAAAAAUGUUAUAAAUUGAUUUGCAUUUUAAUGAGGGAAAUAAGUAUUUGACCCCUCUGCAAAACAUGACUUAGUACUUGGUGGCAAAACCCUUGUUGGCAAUCACAGAGGUCAGACGUUUCUUGUAGUUGGCCACCAGGUUUGCAAACAUCUCAGGAGGGAUUUUGUCCCACUCCUCUUUGCAGAUCUUCUCCAAGUCAUUAAGGUUUCGAGGCUGACGUUUGGCAACUCAAACCUUCAGCUCCCUCCACAGAUUUUCUAUGGGAUUAAGGUCUGGAGACUGGCUAGGCCAACUCCAGGACCUUAAUGUGCUUCUUCUUGAGCCACUCCUUUGUUGCCUUGGCCGUGGGUUUUGGGUCAUUGUCAUGCUGGAAUACCCAUCCACUACCCAUUUUCAAUGCCCUGGCUGAGGGAAGGAGGUUCUCACCCAAGAUUUGACGGUACAUGGCCCCGUCCAUCGUCCCUUUGAUGCGGUGAAGUUGUCCUGUCCCCUUAGCAGAAAAACACCCCCAAAGCAUAAUGUUUCCACCUCCAUGUUUGACGGUGGGAAGCUGUUCUUGGGGUCGUAGGCAGCAUUCCUCCUCCUCCAAACACGGCGAGUUGAGUUGUUGCCAAAGAGCUCAAUUUUGGUCUCAUCUGACCACAACACUUUCACCCAGUUCUCCUCUGAAUCAUUCAGAUGUUCAUUGGUAAACUUCAGACGGCCCUGUAUAUGUGCUUUCUUGAGCAGGGGGACCUUGCGGGCGCUGCAGGAUUUCAGUCCUUCACGGCAUAGUGUGUUACCAAUUGUUUUCUUGGUGACUAUGGUCCCAGCUGCCUUGAGAUCAUUGACAAGAUCCUCCCGUGUAGUUCUGGGCUGAUUCCUCACCGUUCUCAUGAUCAUUGCAACUCCACGAGGUGAGAUCUUGCAUGGAGCCCCAGGCCGAGGGAGAUUGACAGUUCUUUUGUGUUUCUUCCAUUUGCGAAUAAUCGCACCAACUGUUGUCACCUUCUCACCAAGCUGCUUGGCGAUGGUCUUGUAGCCCAUUCCAGCCUUGUGUAGGUCUACAAUCUUGUCCCUGACAUCCUUGGAGAGCUCUUUGGUCUUGGCCAUGGUGGAGAGUUUGGAAUCUGAUUGAUUGCUUCUGUGGACAGGUGUCUUUUAUACAGGUAACAAGCUGAGAUUAGGAGCACUCCCUUUAAGUGUGCUCCUAAUCACAGCUCAUUACCUGUAUAAAAGACACCUGGGAGCCAGAAAUCUUUCUGAUUGAGAGGGGGUCAAAUACUUAUUUCCCUCAUUAAAAUGCAAAUCAAUUUAUAACAUGUGUUUUUCUGGAUUUUUUUGUUGUCAUUCUGUCUCUCACUGUUCAAAUAAACCUACCAUUACAAUUAUAGACUGAUCAUUUCUUUGUCAGUGGGCAAACGUACAAAAUCAACAGGGGAUCAAAUACUUUUUUCCCUCACUGUAUGUACAGUGGGGGAAAAAAGUAUUUAGUCAGCCACCAAUUGUGCAAGUUCUCCCACUAAAAAGAUGAGAGAGGCCUGUAAUUUUCAUCAUAGGUACACGUCAACUAUGACCAGACAAAAUGAGAAAAAAAUCCUGAAAAUCACAUUGUAGGAUUUUUAAUGAAUUUAUUUGCAAAUUAUGGUGGAAAAUAAGUAUUUGGUCAAUAACUAAAGUUUCUCAAUACUUUGUUAUAUACCCUUUGUUGGCAAUGACACAGGUCAAACGUUUUCUGUAAGUCUUCACAAGGUUUUCACACACUGUUGCUGGUAUUUUGGCCCAUUCCUCCAUGCAGAUCUCCUCUAGAGCAGUGAUGUUUUGGGGCUGUCGCUGGGCAACACGGACUUUCAACUCCCUCCAAAGAUUUUCUAUGGGGUUGAGAUCUGGAGACUGGCUUGGCCACUCCAGGACCUUGAAAUGCUUCUUACGAAGCCACUCCUUCGUUGCCCGGGCGCUGUGUUUGGGAUCAUUGUCAUGCUGAAAGACCCAGCCACGUUUCAUCUUCACUGCCCUUGCUGAUGGAAGGAGGUUUUCACUCAAAAUCUCACGAUACAUGGCCCCAUUCAUUCUUUCCUUUACACAGAUCAGUCGUCCUGGUCCCUUUGCAGAAAAACAGCCCCAAAGCAUGAUGUUUCCACCCCCAUGCUUCACAGUAGGUAUGGAGUUCUUUGGAUGCAACUCAGCAUUCUUUGUCCUCCAAACACGACGAGUUGAGUUUUUACCAAAAAGUUAUAUUUUGGUUUCAUCUGACCAUAUGACAUUCUCCCAAUCCUCUUCUGGAUCAUCCAAAUGUACUCUAGCAAACUUCAGACGGGCCUGGACAUGUACUGGCUUAAGCAGGGGGACACGUCUGGCACUGCAGGAUUUGAGUCCCUGGCGGCGUAGUGUGUUACUGAUGGUAGGCUUUGUUACUUUGGUCCCAGCUCUCUGCAGGUCAUUCACUAGGUCCCCCCGUGUGGUUCUGGGAUUUUUGCUCACCGUUCUUGUGAUCAUUUUGACCCCACGGGGUGAGAUCUUGCGUGGAGCCCCAGAUCGAGGGAGAUUAUCAGUGGUCUUGUAUGUCUUCCAUUUCCUAAUAAUUGCUCCCACAGUUGAUUUCUUCAAACCAAGCUGCUUACCUAUUGCAGAUUCAGUCUUCCCAGCCUGGUGCAGGUCUACAAUUUUGUUUCAGGUGUCCUUUGACAGCUCUUUGGUCUUGGCCAUAGUGGAGUUUGGAGUGUGACUAUGUGAGGUUGUGGACAGGUGUCUUUUAUACCGAUAACAAGUUCAAACAGGUGACAUUAAUACAGGUAACGAGUGGAGGACAGAGGAGCCUCUUAAAGAAGAAGUUACAGGUCUGUGAGAGCCAGAAAUCUUGCUUGUUUGUAGGUGACCAAAUACUUAUUUUCCACCAUAAUUUGCUAAUAAAUUCAUUACAAAUCCUACAAUGUGAUUUUCUGGAUUUUUUUUCCUCAUUUUGUCUGUCAUAGUUGACGUGUACCUAUGAUGAAAAUUACAGGCCUCUCUCAUCUUUUUAAGUGGGAGAACUUGCUCAAUUGGUGGCUGACUAAAUUCUUUUUCCCCCCACUGUAUAUACUGUAUUCUAGUCAAGGUUCGUCCUAUACAACUACUGCUGUAAACACCUUUUCUAUUCAUAUACUGUCUAUUCACACCAUUAUAUUUAUUUAUACUCCGCAUCUAACAUUGCUCGUUCUGAUAUUUAUUUACAUUUUGGGGAUUUGUUUUGUAUUGUUGGGUGUUACUGCACUGUUGGAGCUAGAAACAUAAGCAUUUCCCUGCACCUGCGAUAACAUAUGCAAAAUAUAUGUAUGUGACUAUUUUUGAUUUGGCCAAUCACAUCAGAUCUUUUCACAUCAGGUCUUUAAAAAAAUAUAUGUUAUUGAGCUGAUCUGAUUUGUCAAAAGACCAGUUGGGGGUGGGGAAUAUCAGAAUUGGGCUACCUGUUUAAACACAGCCCUUAUGUUGAGCCUAUAUUUUAAUUUGUGUAUGACAUAACAUCUCAAUGUAAAAACCUGAUGAUAAAUGGGGGUGACUCGAGGUGUUGAACGGUACUUCAAGUUUGCUUUGUGUCAUCUAUGCAGUGUUUGCCUUUAGCGAAGAGGCAACACAUUUUUGUUUAACAUCCUCCAGUAAGAUGUUAGUCAUUUGCAGCCUUCUCUUUCAUUGUAGAAUAUAGAACAGGUCAUGUAACAUGUUUGUGUAGGCCUCAUGUCUUUUCUUUGUGUUACAAUGCGUCAUCUUCGGUCAUGUUGCUUUCAGUUUGUAAUGGAACAAUGGUAUGUGAAAGAUGGCUCUGUUUAUCCUCACAGGUAAACAUGCGGAUGCAAGAAAUAUCACUUCCCAUAACCCCUUGAAGAAGAACUUGAACAUAUUAUACUGAGUAAGAAUGUCUAGUACAAGACCCACUGCUGAGCAAAUGUACAGCAGCUAUCAAAUUGUAUUGGUCACAUACACAUAUUUAGCAAAUGUUAUUGCGGGUGUAGCGAAAUGCUUAUAAGAAAUAAUAUUUUCUUCUGGGCUAAUAAUUUAAGAAAUAACACACACAAACAAAAAACUGCAAAGUUGCUUAGGAGCUAGAAGCAGAGCUGCCAUGCCUGUCGGCGGCAUCUUGCAUGUCUAAGUAUUGUGUCUGAAAUUGAGAUGUGAUCGCUGAUUGAGUGAGCUCAUGCAUGAUCACCAGCCAUUCAUGUUUGCUAAUACAGUGUGGCCAAUAGCGUGGUUUUAGAGGCCGCCCUCUUGCUAAAUGCAUAUAGGGGAAACACUGGCUAAUAGCUGCUGUAGGUAGGUAUCAUGUGCUGAUGCUGAAGAGUUGUAAUCCUAGCUGAUGUAAGGCCAGACCUAGGGAAAACAGGCUUUGUCAAGGUCACGAGAGAAAGCUGCUGUGCCUCUUCCUGCUCUGCUCUCUCCGACCAGAACACAUUAGCCCAUUCAAUUCAGAGGGCUGACCGGCCGGCAUGAGUCUCCACCCACACAGCAUCCUCCUCUUGCCUCAUCUAGCUACCCUCGGUCCCAUUGUCCACACUAUAUCCUUUGUGUCCUUCCAAUGCCUUGGCUGUUGUCUAUGCCAUUCACUGAUACGCACCGAGCACCUCCCCAGUUUCUUUCAUAUUUUAGCGGUGUAACACAUCAGUAAAAUACAUAUCAUACUUUCAAUGUAUAUGUAACUAUGUGCAAGUGACAGGCCGUUCAACAAUUUAUAGAAACCACAAGUGAAAGACACCACGGACUACCCUAUUGGUAAGAGUAAUUUGGCAGUUUGUUCAAAGAAGGACAAAUGUCAAUACUAUGGUAAAAUCAUAGUGGACCGUAGCAGGGUUUAUGGAGAGGGGGGUCACAUGGAAUACAACCUGACUGGGAUCCCAGCUGUAGAGGGUGCGGUGUUGCCUGGGUCAUUCUACAGCUUGUGUGUGUGAGAGCGGUUCAGGAAGGAGAGGGAGAGAGAGGCUCAGGAAGGAGGAGAGGGGGGAGAUAAUUGUAUACAGUAUGUGUGUGAGAGGGGGGAAAUAAACGAGAUAGUCUGUAGUAAUGGUGAACAUGAGCUCUGUAGUAGACUGAGCUGAACUCGCAUACAUGGCACAUGCAUGACCUGAAAAAUACCGGGUUACCCGGGAGAAAAGGGAUUUAUUCUCGGGAUGGAACAUUUUUGUAAAAUACCGGUAAAAUAUUCAACCCUAAUCUAGUCCUCUGAGACAAACUAUGCUGAUCUGUUGUAGACCAUUCUAGGUUGAUUUGUGUACUUGCCUAACACCGUCACAGCAUGUGCUAUGGACAAAGUGUUCUAUUUUGCAGGUGAUCCUUGUGGUAUGCUGAGUGUGGUAGGCCUCUGACAAACUGUUUUGUCUCUGCUCGUUCGGUGCUGUGUAGAUGUGUUUGUGGACUGGAAGCAGAAUGCAAAUGAGGUGAUCGUGAGGCUGCGCUGUGGAGACGGGGUGCAGAGGGUGGAGGACGUCGCCACUACCUUCACCGACACGGACUGUCAGGCCCACUUCCCAGGUCAGAUCACAAGCUACACACACCUCAAACGAACUACGCCACCUACAUGUCUUUAUAGCCCAAGUGUAUGUGAUGCUUGUAUAGGCUACAUGUCCGUUUUAAGUGUGUAUGUGCGGAGAUGGCGUUUGAAUGAGGGAGUGUGUGUACGUGUCUUUGAUCUGCAUGGCGUUUAGUCUUUCACUGUGACCAUGCAGCAUUCGAGCUAGUCUGAUGGCCCGUGACUGCUCUCUCUUCAGAUGGGCGCCAGUGGGACUGUCAUCUGCAUGAGGAGAUUGAGGGCUCCUGCAGCAAAGUGCAGUACAAAGAGAAGGGUGGCUUCCUCCUUCUGGUCAUGCACAAGAAGAUCCCCUUCCACUCCUGGCCUUCCCUUAUGGUGAGUCUGCCAGCAGCCCUCCCUGCUGUAAUUGAGCAUAUGGGUCUCUCAUGCAAUAGCAUCAACUGCCAUCUUUUUGUAUGCCUAUUGCCUAUCCCUUGCGAAGGUUUCAACACAAUUCCUAAAGCAAUACAUAGAAAAUCUGCAACAUUUUGUGUCUUCUCUCUGUAGCAAAAUAAAAAAGAGAAGCAGCCUGUGAACGUGGAGGCCAAGAACGGCAAAGACCAGAAACAGCCGCCGCUGGUAAAGCCGCUGGUAAAGCCAGAGAAAUCUGUCCCGGAGAUGGCAGACAAGCCCAAACUGUCCACCCAGCCUUCUGCUCCACCGGCACAGAGCGAACAGAGGCGUAGCAAAGCAGAGCGCGGUGUCAAACGCACCAUGAACAACAAACCAGCUGACAGGCCAGAGGCUGGGGUGAAGGCUGCAGAAGAGGGGCAGACCAAGCCUGUCAGUGUCAGUAAAGGGGACCUGCCUCAGGAGCCCAGUGCCAAGCGCACCGUCCGUCCCCCAAAGGACCCCACCUCAGAUACACCCAGGGAUACACACCCCAAGUCCACAGCCAAUGGGAAACCACACAGCCCUACUGCCACUGGCCGGGACCCACAGACAUCUACAGCUGGUAACAAUCGAGCUGAGCUACUAGGAAACGGCCAUGAGGGUACAACACCUGAGGUAGCCGUCAGCCACACGCAGCAGGAGUUGAAAAUUCAGGUGAGUCCCAGUUUCUCUAGACUGCACCAUCUCACCAGGCACUGAGUACUGUGUGGGUUCAAAUGUGUUUGUGAUUAUCUGCUGCUCUGCAUCUGAUUGUAAACGCCCAUUAUUGUUUUAGAUGGAGGAUAAGAAGGCCCCAGAGUCUGAUUUCAAGGCUGGGGCAGAAGAGGUAAUCGUACCGGCAGCCACUGUGUCCACUGCUGGGUUCAGCCCCAAGGCUGGAGCCUCCACAAACACCAACAGAACAGAGAGGCCAGGGGAGGCUGAGAGGACUGACUCUGAGACGCUAGUGAGAGCGUCUCAGAAUGAGGCUGACCAGGCCACUGAGAGACUAACACCAACCAAACAGUCAGGAUCAGGGGAGCCUAUGACAGCAACACCCACCAAGCAGGCUGAUUCCCCCAGCAGCAGCAGCAGCACAGAGGAGGAGAAGAGGGACAGGUCUAAAGAGGAACCUCUGGAGAUGAAGCAGGAGGAUGGUCAGUGGACAUCUCAAAAGGACGAUGAAAUUCACGAAUCUGAUUUUAAGUGAACAUUUUUGUCACGCAAAUAAUUUGUCAGGAUAGCUCAAUGCAGAAACAUGGCUAUAGUACUGUGGUUUGUGAGAGAAAUGACAGAUCAGUUGCCGUGAGGAUAGAGUCCGUGGUCUGCAUACAGUGAUCUGAAACGUGACGCUGUGGUUAUCUUUUAGCAGUUCCAGAGCCAAUGGUGAACCUGAAGUUGCUGAAGAACGACUCGUACGAGAAAGGGACAGACCUGAUGGUGGUCAACGUGUACAUGAAGGGCAUCUUCAGAGAGACGGUCAGGGUGAUCUUCAGGGAACAGGACUUCACACUCCUCUUCCAGACCAGGUAACUUAGUCCUUCUGACCUUUCACCUCGGUGGCCUUAGUGGAUCUUAAUUACAUUUUAGUGGUGUUUCCGGCUUACUGAACCCUCUUCCCUUUCAAACAGCGAUGCAAAUUUCUUGCGCCUUCAUGCAGACUGCGGAGCGAAUACGGUCUUUAAGUGGCAAGUCAAACUCAGGUAAGACUUCGAAGUCCAACUUGGUCUGUGAGUUUGUGGCAUUUCUAUUGAUAUGUUUACACGGCCCCUUGGUUUUCAUUGAGACCAUGAGUCUGACAAGCUGGGAUCCUCUGUUGCAGGAACCUCAUCCAGCCUGAGCAGUCUACGUACGCCUUCACCCCGUCCCGUUUAGACAUCACCCUGAAGAAGAGGCACAGCCAGCGCUGGGGGGGCCUGGAGGCCCCCACAACACAAGGUCUUCCUGCUGCCUGGCUUCUACUGCACACGUUAUAGACAUCUGUUACACUAGCUGUCACACAGUUUGAAAUAUAGCAGGCCCUUAUAAAUAUUACACACACAAUGGCUUCCACACAAAUGUAUUAACUGACUUACUUUAUAUUGCUGUUUGAGGAGCACACUGACUGGCCGCGUUUCAGUUGAACCAAUUGACUGUAACUGACUGUAGGUCUAACCAGUAUCCUAGGAAACCAUUAGAGCUUGUCCUAAUGUGUCUUUAAGCAUGUGAAUUACGUGGGAGGGUUGAUACCAGGAUGUGUGGACCUAAUAUAUGAGUGUACAAAACAUUAAGAACACCUGCUCUUUCCAUGACAUAGACUGACCAGGUGAAAGCUAUGAUCCCUUAUUGAUGUCACUUAUUAAAUCCACUUCAAUCAGUGUAGAUGAAGUUAAAGAAGGAUUUUUAAGCCUUGAGACAAUUGAGACAUGGGUUGUGUAUGUGUGCCAUUCAGAGGGUGAAUGGGCAAGACAAAAUUAUUAACAUUUACAUUACAUUUACGUCAUUUAGCAGACGCUCUUAUCCAGAGCGACUUACAAAUUGGUGCAUUCACCUUAUAGCCAGUGGGAUAACCACUUUACAAUGGUUUUUUUUAAGUGCCUUUGAACGUGUUGUGGUAGUAGGUGCCAGGCGCACCGGUUUGCGCCAAGAACUGCAACGCUGCUGGGUUUUUCACUCUCAACAGUUUCCCGUGUGUAUCAAGAAUGGUCCACCACCCUAAGGACGUCCAGCCAACUUGACACAACUGUGGGAAGCAUUUGAGUCAUGGGCCAGCAUCUCUGUGGAACACUUUCGACACCUUGUAGAGUCCAAUGCCCCGAUUUUAAUUUAGGCUGUUCUGAGGGCAACUCAAUGUUAGGAAGGUGUUCCUAAUGUUUGAUCUACUCAGUGUGUAAAUGUUAUGCGUGACUGUGAUAGGCAGGCAUGUGGGUGUUUACAUUCAAGGCAGCACUACGGACAGGAAUCUGAGCACUGAAACUCAUCCAGUAACUCAGUGUGCUGCUCUCACAAGCCAACGGGUCUGAGUGUCAGUGCAGAACUGCAGUGCCUAGGUUAUGUCCUUAACUUGUAAUAUCUGUCAUUUUACUGGUGCUAGUAUCUCUUGAUAUACUUUACAAUGCUAGUAGGCAUAGAUGUAGUUGGUGUACUACUUUUACAAGUUUUCCAGCAGGUAGGCACUGUCACGUUUCUAGUAGUGAAUUAAAGGAAUCUCAAGUGCACAGGGCCAUUCCGUUCACUUGGCCGUAUGCAAUGUGCUUCUCUUGGUCCUGACAGUCGUUUGUCGUUGACCACAAGCUCAUCCUCCUCUGUUUAAGGUGCAGUGGGUGGCGCCAAGGUUGCUGUGCCCUCCGGACCGUCCUCUCAGACGAGUCAGCCGGGCAGCAGCCAGCACACCCUCCCUGCCAAGGAGGAGCCCCCCCGGGUGGGGGAGGAGAAACCCAAGCCCCCUCGGACAGAGGACGGAGGCCUGGACAGUGUGUCAGCCCGCACCGUCUCAGACCAUGUCCCCAUCAAACAGGAGCCUGUAGUCACGGUGAGGGGGGAGAGAGAGAGAGAGAGGGGGAGAGAGAGAAUAAUGAGUAGGGGGAAGGAAUCAUAUUUCUUUAUCAUGUUAUCCUAUGAGCCUUGAGGGUUGGUGUUUUUCCAGGCCACUGUGCUUCUGCCUCUGCUUUGCUUGCUCUUUGGGGUUUUAGGCUGGGUAUCAGUACAGCACUUGUGGCAACUGCUGAUGUAAAAAGGGCUUUAUAAAGUUGAUUUGAUUCAUGGAAUUUCAUCCCUAAGCCCAAGCCCACCUGCAUGGUCCAGCCCAUGACCCACGCUCCUCCUGCUGGCAGCCAGCGCAGCGUUGAGGAGGAGGAGGAGGAGGAGGAGAAGGUGUGUCUGCCAGGCUUCACAGGCCUGGUCAACCUGGGCAACACCUGCUUCAUGAACAGUGUCAUCCAGUCUCUGUCCAACACCCGGGAACUCAGGGACUACUUUCAUGGUCAGCUCCUCUGAUCUUCAUCUUUCCUCCUGUCUGUCAUUCGUUGUUUAAGCUGAUCACUUUUUAAAAUCCUUUAUGAAAUAUGUCUCUGGAGAUGUAAAUAUAAAAAUGAAAUGUAACGUUGUAGGGAAUAAAGUAUUUUCUAAUAAAAAAUGUUUCAACAUGCAAGUCAAUUUAUGAAACUUCAGUGACUGAUAUUAAACCACAUUAACUGUGUUCUCUCCCCGUCUUUGCAGACCGGGCUUUUGAGAAUGAGAUCAACUGUAAUAACCCGUUGGGGACAGGUGGUCGGCUGGCCAUUGGGUUCGCUGUGCUGCUGCGGGCGUUGUGGAAGGGUACCCACCAUGCUUUCCAGCCCUCUAAGUUAAAGGUGACAAUCCACUCUCCUGAGAGUCCUGUCUUUAACUCCCUCCUGUUAUUUAAUAAUAUAUAAUAGUAUAAUAUAUGCCAUUUAGCAGAUGCCCAAAUAACCCAAAUCGCCUUAGUCUUGCAUGAAUACAUUUUUACAUAUGCGUGGUCCUGGGAAUUGAACCCACUAUCCUUGCGUUGCAAGCGCCAUUCUCUACCAACUGAGCUACCACAACACCAUCAUGCCCUCCACACAGAUUUAAACCAAGCACCCAGUAUUAGGGUUACAGUACAGCCUUUAGUCUUCUCAUCUUUUCUCCAGGUGAUCGUGGCCAGUAAGAUGUUUUGGCUUUAUUCUCCAGGCGAUCGUGGCCAGUAAGAUGUUUUGGCUUUAUUCUCCAGGUGAUCGUGGCCAGUAAGAUGUUUUGGCUUUAUUCUCCAGGCGAUCGUGGCCAGUAAGAUGUUUUGGCUUUAUUCUCCAGGUGAUCGUGGCCAGUAAGAUGUUUUGGCUUUAUUCUCCAGGCGAUCAUGGCCAGUAAGAUGUUUUGGCUUUAUUCUCCAGGCGAUCGUGGCCAGUAAGAUGUUUUGACUUUAUUCUCCAGGUGAUCGUGGCCAGUAAGAUGUUUUGGCUUUAUUCUCCAGGCGAUCGUGGCCAGUAAGAUGUUUUGGCUUUAUUCUCCAGGCGAUCGUGGCCAGUAAGAUGUUUUGACUUUAUUCUCCAGGUGAUCGUGGCCAGUAAGAUGUUUUGGCUUUAUUCUCCAGGCGAUCGUGGCCAGUAAGAUGUUUUGUCUUUAUUCUCCAGGCGAUCGUGGCCAGUAAGAUGUUUUGGCUUUAUUCUCCAGGCGAUCGUGGCCAGUAAGAUGUUUUGUCUUUAUUCUCCAGGCGAUCGUGGCCAGUAAGGCCAGUCAGUUUACAGGCUAUGCCCAGCACGAUGCCCAGGAGUUCAUGGCCUUCCUCCUGGAUGGGCUCCACGAGGACCUGAACCGCAUCCAGAACAAGCCCUACACAGAGACAGUGGACUCAGACGGACGGCUGGACGAGGUGGGUGAAAUAGAGGUUUGAGCAGCACCAUACUCAAUUAAUCAAAAUUUUUUUUAUAAAGGCCUUUUUACAUCAGCAGAUGACACAAAGUGCUUUACAGAUACCCAGCCUAAAACCCCAAACGGCAAUCAAUACAGAGGCAGUCGUACUCAUAACGACACUGCUGUGUCACGGUUCCCUUCAGGUCCAGUUGUGACAUGGUGUGUCUGUUUUAACAGGUGGUGGCAGAUGAGGCGUGGCAGAGGCACAAGAUGAGAAACGACUCAUUCAUUGUAGACCUCUUCCAGGGCCAGUACAAAUCCAAGCUUGUCUGCCCCAUGUGCACCAAGGUAAGACACAAACAGGGGAAUUAUUGCAAUUCCCAAUAACACCUGUCUGACUAUAUCUGGGUGUUCAUGUUCAACUGUGUUUUUUUUUAUUGAGGCUCAGUGGGACUGGGAGGUGUUUCUGGUCUUUCAGUUUAUCAGUCAAACUCACUGGGAUGAAACCACAUAGUACUUCUGUUUGCUACGGCCGUCCACUCCUGAAAACAGACCAUGACUGUUGUUUUUAGGCAUGUCUGCCCCUUAGGUGUCAUGAUAAUGGGCAUUUAACCCCCUAAGAUCGAUGUCUGCUGAAAUCGAAUUAGCAUAAUAAUAACAAAUCCCCAUAAAGAUCUGUUAGUUUAAGCUAAAGGUAUCCGUUUUUUUUUUGCAUUGGAUGCGUCUCAAUCCGCUGCAUUCGACUAUGUCGCACUUCCGCAUCUCGCGGUGAAAGGUGACAAAGCUAGAGCGGUGUUUGUCAGACCAUGAGACAUCCCGAAAACUGGUCUUCUCGCAGAAUCGUCUGUAACAUCCAAACCGUUUGGGCUACACUAAAAUGUGAGAUUCUCACGAAGAUGUACAUGUCUGUUGUUUUGCUCUAGGACGCCCACAGGCCUCACAAGACUCGUCUGAAGGUCCCCCGGUAACAGUUGAAAAAAUUAAUGGAAGUAUACUGUAUAUGGAGACUGUUUAGUGCCAAAAAUAUGGGUUUAAAUUAGGGGUGUAACGAUCCAUCUACUACAUCGAUGUAUCGAUUUAUAUUCCUAUGAUCCAACUACAUCGAUCUGUGCUCGGCGAGUUGGCCUUUUGGACAACAUAUAUCGAUCUAACAUCGUUUUAAAAUGUAAUAAAUCGAUUGUAUCGAUACUAGGAAAUAACCCAUUGGAUUUAAGCACGUCAGACUUUAUAUGGAUGUUUUUUCUUAGCACUUUUAAUGAUAAAGGCUUUAAACAUUACUCGAUUCAGUCUGCCUAUCCGUGACGUCAUCGCGCCAACAGCGGCGCAAAGACAACAAAACAUAGCAUGGCGGACGACAGAGGAGAAGCCGACGAGCGAGAAAUUAUCAAGCCACCAUUGCGGUCCUUACAAGAAACAGGAAUCUAGGAAACUUCACCUGCACUGUCCAGUAUCCAGGUAUUUAUUUCAGUCACACUGGUUGAAUUUUUGGCUAAAAGGUUACUGAAUCGAUUUCAAGUCACUGAAUCGUUUCGGAUCGUAUCGUUCUAAAUGAACCAAUAUCGUCCUUGAAUCAUAUCGACAACCACGAAUCGUGAUACAAAUCGAAUCGUUGUUAAAACGAAUCGUUACACCCCUAGUUUAAAUACAUGGGCUAAAAGUAGUAAGACCCCCCCCAAAAAAAAAUUUCAUCAAAUAUAUAUAUUUUUCAAAAUCAAAUAGCUAAUUGAUCCUUGGUAUGACCUUCUUAAAACAAUUCCAUAUAGCUUAGUAGAAACCCCCCUCCCCUGGUUUAGACAGGGCUUAGACUCUGAGUUAAUAUGAUGCAGAUGAUUUGAGACUUGGGGCCUGGCUGUUAAGCUGCAAUGGAGGGAAACCUAAUUCAGUAAUGGAGAAAAAUGGACCCAUCAGAGUUAUUAGACGAAUUGAGGAUUGGUGUUGGUGGCUGGCUGUGUUGUAGUGGAAGAAACUCAUUUAUUUAGUGCUGCGAUAGGAAGUUCUACUUGACCUGUUUUGAAAAGUUCAAAUGUCCUUCCCUCUCUCUCUCUAGGUUUCCAUAACCUUUGACCCCUUCCUCUACCUUCCCGUGCCCCUGCCCCAGAAGCAGAAGGUCCUCACAGUGUUCUACUUUGCUAAAGAGCCUCACAAGAAACCCAUGAAGGUAAGAUGACAUAUUGGUUUCAUUCAGAUAGCAGAUGGCUUCGGUUUAUUAUUUGAUUUGACUGAUUUAUUUGACCAAGUCUGCUUCCUCUGAUUCUGGUGUGUGUCAGUUCCUUGUGAGUGUGAGUAAAGAUAACUCGAGCACAGCUGAGGUCCUGGAGUCCAUCUCUAGGAGUGUGAGGAUCAAGGCAGAGAACCUGAGACUGGCUGAGGUAGUGAAGAGUCGCUUCCAUCGGAUCUUCCUCCCAUCCCACUCCCUGGACACAGUCUCCUCCUCAGACAUGCUCUUCUGCUUCGAGGUGCUGUCUAAAGAGCUGGCCAAGGAGAGGGUGGUGCUGCUCAGAGUCCAGCAGGUAAAUGUCCAGCAGCCUUCCUUGCCGUCCUAUUCGAACCUUCCGGAACUAUAACACAAGUCCCUAGUGUGUUACCUAGUGUCUGUCUCUGUGUUCAGCUCAUCUGUCUCCCUGUCCCCCCGUCCAGAGGCCUCAGGUCCCCAGUAUCCCAAUCUCUAAGUGUGCUGCCUGCCUGAAGCCUCCUCUCUCGGAGGAAGAGAAACUGAAGCGCUGCACCCGCUGCUACCGUGUUGGCUACUGCAACCAGUGAGUCAACACACUAAAUAAAUGUCUGCUGCCUGGCGCUAAUGACACAGAGGCGAUUAAUGAGGAAAUAUCCCAAUAAUAACACACAAUGACACAGGAUAACUAUUUCAGAACUAUUUCCUGUUCUCCUAAAUGAUUCAUGAAUAAAAAAUGAAUCCGUUUAGUUUUUAAUCCAACCUAACUUUUUUUCCUUCAUGUUUCAGAGUUUGCCAGAAAAAACAUUGGUCCAACCACAAGGUUCUGUGUCGCCCCAACAUGGAGAAUGUGGGGCUUCCCUUCCUGGUCAGCGUCCCUGAGUCAAGACUCACCUACGCCCGUCUGUCCCAGCUGCUGGAAGGAUACUCAAGGUACCAUUGGGAUCGCUGGAAUUGAUGGAUGAUAUGAAUGCUGCUCUUUAGAUGUCAAUACAACUUGCUGCUUUGACAUUUUUUGGACUGUCACCUGAUUACAAUGUGGUCUCACCCUUUUCCCCAUAUCUCUGUAUAGGUAUUCGGUGAACGUGUUCCAGCCUCCCUUUCAGUCUGGCAGGACGUCCCCAGAGGUCCUCCAGUGCCGGGCUGACCUUCCUCCUCCAGCAGAGAUCUCUGAAGGUGUGGGGCCAGGGGAUGAGGCCAGGGGCGUUGGGGGUGGGGCAGGGGACUCUGAGCAGGAGAGCUCCUCUCUGGUCCCUGAGUCUCCACUAGAGACAGCCCAGGCCUCGGCACUCUCAGCCGGAGACCCAGACGCCCUCUCCACCCACACCACAGACUCAGGUUUCAUUGAGCCCUGCUCUGGCUCCCAGGACUCCCAGGGAGAGAAGGAGACCUCCUGUGAGAAGGCUGUCAGGCCAGAAGGUAAAGGCAAGCAUCUCAACAUCUCAAUAGUAUGAGAUUUCUCAACUGAUCAUAUGGACAAAUAUUUUUUUCACCUGAUCAUAGAUACACUAUAUAUAUACAAAAUUAUGUGGACACUCCUUCAAAUUAGUGGAUUCGGCUAUUUCAGCCACACCCGUUGCUGAUAGGUGUAUAAAAUCGAGCACACAGCCAUGCAAUCUCCAGAGUAAAACAUUGGCAGUAGAAUGGCCUUACUGAAGAGCUCAGUGACUUUCAACGUGGCACCAUCAUAGGAUGCCACCUUUCCAACAAGUCAGUUUGUAAAAUUUCUGCCCUGCUAGAGCUGCCACGGUCAACUGUAAGUGCUGUUAUUGAGAAGUGGAAACGUCUAGGAGCAACAACGGCUCAGCCGUGAAGUGGUAGGCCACACAAGCUCACAGAACGGGACCACCGAGUGCUGAAGCACGUACCACGUAAAAAUCGUCUGUCCUUGGUUGCAACGUCAGCACAAGAACUGUUCAUCGGGAGCCAAGCAGCAGCACACAAGCCUAAGGUCACCAUUCACAAUGCCAAGCAUCGGCUGGAGAGGUGUAAAGAUCGCCGCCAAACACGUUCUCUGGGGUGAUGAACCACGCUUCACCAUCUGGCAGUCGAAUCUGGGUUUGGUGGAUACCAGGAGAAUGCUACCUGCCCGAAUGCAUAGUGCCAACUGUAAAGUUUGGUGGAGCAGGAAUAAUGGUCUGGGGCUGUUUUUCAUGGUUCAGGCUCCUUAGUUCCAGUGAUGGGGAAUUUUAACUCUACAGCAUACAAUGACAUUCUAGACCAUUCUGUGCUUCCAACUUUGUGGCAACAGUUUGACAAUGUCCCCGUGCACAAAGCGAGAUCCAUACAGAAAUGGUUUGUCAAGAUUGGUGUGGAAGAACUUAAUUGGCCUACACAGAGCCCUGCCCUAAACCCCAUCGAACACCUUUGGGAUGAAUUGGAACGCCGACUGCGAGCCAGGCCUAAUCGCCCAACAAAAUGCCCGAUCUCACUUAUGCUCUUGUGGCUGAAUGGAAGCAAGUCCCCACAGCAAUGUUCCAACAUCUAGUGGAAAUCCUUCCCAGAAGAGUGGAGGCUUUUAUAGCAGCAAAGGGGGGACCAACUCCAUAUUAAUGGCCAUGAUUUGUGAAUGUGAUGUUCGAGGAGCAGGUGUCCUCAUACUUUUGGUCAUGUUGUGUAAGUCUUUCCUCUGUGGAUCACUCUGUGAUUUGUGGCUGUAUUUUCUGCUGUUUGUGUAUCUAGCUGCAGUGACAGGCUACCAGCAACCAUCAGAGUCUGCGUCCAGCCACGCCUCUCAGUUCUACAUCACCAUCCUCGACUCCAACAGCAAGGAGCAGACACUGGAGGAUAAAGGUCAAACCCGCCUGUGCAUCAUUCAACAUGGAACUCCUUUUACCAUAUGUGUUCUUCAGCGUCUUACUGUUGUUUGUCAUGUGUUCCCCACAGAAGAGGCAGUUCUGGACCUCCCUGAGGACUCCAGCCUGGAGCUGGUGUGGAAGAACAACGAGCGUCUCAAGGAGUAUGUCCUGGUCCGGUCCAAGGAGCUGGAGUUUGAGGAGGACCCUGGGUCGGUCAGCGAGACGGCCAGGGCUGGACACUUCACCCUGGAGCAGUGCCUCAACCUCUUCACCAAGCCUGAGGUGCUGGCACCAGAGGAGGCAUGGUACGAACAUACACGCAUAUUAACGUAGCCUUCAACAUACGCUAACAUGUGGACAUACUCAAAUAAAUGUAGCCCUACAGUCACACAAAGCCAUGCACUAACACACGUGCACAUGCACAGAUAACAUUCAAACGGUCCCACAAAGCCAUGCACUAACACACAUACACAAUUAACAUUCAGACUGAUCUCGUACUAAGUUAGGUUUGUAAUCCAUCAAAACACCACCUAACAGAAAUUCUCUCCCUCUUUCUCUCUGUCCCUAACCCCCUCUCUCUGACUCUCUCUCUCUCUGCCUCUCUCUCUCUCUCUGCCUCUCUCUCUCUCUCUGCCUCUCUCUCUCUCUCUCUGCCUCUCUCUCUCUCUCUGCCUCUCUCUCUCUCUCUGCCUCUCUCUGCCUCUCUCUCUCUCUCUCUCUCUCUCUCUCUCUCUCUCUCUCUCUCUCUGCCUCUCUCUCUCUCUCUGCCUCUCUCUCUCUCUCUCUGCCUCUCUCUUUCUCUCUGCCUCUCUCUCUCUCUCUGCCUCUCUCUGCCUCUCUCUCUCUCUCUCUCUCUCUCUCUCUCUCUCUCUCUCUCUGCCUCUGCCUCUGCCUCUCUCUCUGCCUCUGCCUCUCUCUCUCUCUCUCUUCUCUCUUGCUCGCUCCUCUUUCUCUUUCUCAGGUACUGUCCAAAGUGCCAGCAGCACAGAGAGGCCUCCAAGCAGCUGCUGCUGUGGCGUCUGCCCAACGUCCUCAUCAUCCAGCUCAAACGCUUCUCCUUCCGCAGCUUCAUCUGGAGGGACAAGAUCAACGACAUGGUCGACUUCCCCGUCAGGUACAUAUCAUUACAUAUUAUAAACACAACUUCUCAUAUUAGUCACUUAUUCACACUGACCAUACACUCAAUGACUUGGGGGGGUUUUCUUGUCUUUCAGGAACCUGGACCUCAGUAAGUUCUGUAUUGGUCAGAAGGACGACAUGCAGCAGCCGCCCAUCUAUGACCUCUAUGCGGUCAUUAAUCACUACGGGGGCAUGAUCGGAGGUCACUACACCGCCUACGCACGCCUGCCCAGUGCCCAGAACAGCCAGCGCAGUGAUGUCGGUGAGUGGCUCUGUUUGAAUGAAGUAGGAUAUACUGUAUUUUGUGACCAUGGCAAACUGGUUUAACAUGUUAUAUUCGUCAUACUGGUAAAAGAACACUGCCUCCCGCUACCCCGAUUCUCCCACACCCCCGCAGGGCGCACCGGCGGGCGCCCCCGGCGCGGAGGCCACCGGAUGCGCGCGCGGCGGCCGCAAACCUCCCGCGACGGCAGACCACGGCGCGGGCGCAAAAGCCCCACGCGAACCGCCACCGGGAGGGCCGAGAAGGCCUCCCACCGGAGCGGACGCCACAGCCGAGAGGCCUCCACGGAGAGGGAGCUCCAUCGAGAGGGGGACACGACCGCAGCGAAAGACCACCAACCCUUCCGACACUUCCUCCACCUCUUUCCUCCUCUCCCUCACCUUCAAACUUCCUCUUCCUCCACCUCCCCCUCUUCUUCCUCCACCUUCCUCCUCUACCUCCACCUCUUCCUACACCCUCCCUCUCCUCUCUCCCCCCCCCCCCCCCCCCCCCCCAAGGCUGGCGUCUGUUUGAUGACAGCACGGUGACGAUGGUGGAGGAGAGCCAGGUUGUGACGCGCUAUGCGUACGUGCUGUUCUACCGCCGCCGCAACUCCCCCGUGGAACGACCAGCUCGCUUCCUGGGGCCCCUGGGGGCCGAGUCCCCCACCGCUGCAGGAGCCACUACCAGCCAGGUGAGGGCGCCAUUCUCUACCGCUGAGACCCCCCCCCCAUCCUUAGGGACAUACCAGGAUCCAAACAUGACUCCCCCUCAACCCCAAACCCCUCUUUUGAGGUAGAUUUAAAUGUUCUGAGAUGACAUUUUUACCACGAGUGAGAUGUAAUGCUGUAUUCAUUCAUCUAUUCCUCUUCAUGGAGUGAUAUUUGGUUGCUUGCUUGUGGUGCUUUCAGAGAAAUGAGAAAUGAUCUCAGUUGCCAUUGCCAGAGGGGUAAUGUGUAUUCUGCUUCUAAAGCUAUAAUGAGAGAAAGACGAUGGAUCUAAUUUCAUUGCUCUAGGCCAUUGGUUUGUUCAUCAAGAGUUUUAUGAUAGUUUCUAAAUUGAAUAGGUGCUUGGAGAAAAGCUGUGCACACAUGUUUCAACUUAUUAACCUGAAGUCCCUUUCAUCUGAUUUGUUUUGGCUUCUAAGCGUCAUUGUUUUCUGUCCAAAUGCUGAAAACAAAGUUCAUUGCUUCAGGAUUAAUAAGUUACAGCUGUGUGUAUUCACAAUCAAGGCACAACUUUGUGGAAUGCCUGUGAAAAUGAUUGGGUGUAUGGUACGUUUUUCUUGUGCUCAUGAGUUUAUAUUCAGGGUGGGAGUCUGUCUGUGGUUACAAAUUAUCUGUGAUUUAAUUAAUCUAUUAGCUAACUGUUAAAAAUAAUGAUGUGAGGUGUCCUCAUGCUGUUCCUUGAAAGAGUCUGGCUUGUCCUUGACCCAGUGGCCUGUGACACCGUUAAUAAAUUAGACAGAGGGCAGUGGAUGGGGAGGGUUUGCUGGAGGUCUGGCUGUGGUGAGGUGGCGUUGCUUUACAACCAAUCCUUUCCCAGAAGCUGACACAGGUUUCCGCCGUCGCAGGCCUCUCUGAUAUGGCAGGAACUGGAGGAGGAAGAGGAGGGUGUUGAAGAGGGCCGCCGGGGCCUGUUCCGUCCCGGGCUGGGGAGGAGAAGAGCAGCCAGGAGGGUGGAGGGGGUGGAGGGGCAGGUGCGGCGGCUGCUGCUGCUCCAAAGGAUCUUGAAUUAUUCCGACGACGACUGCGUCCGAUAUUUCGUCCUGGGUACCUUGGCUGCUUUACUAGCGUUGUUACUGAACCUACUCUACAGAGCCAACUGGGGCUAAGUGGCCAUCAUCACACCCCACACAUACACACGUACGCUUAUACACUAAGAAAUGAAAAGCCUAAUGACCUAUCCAUGCCAAUAUAAAAAACAGUUUUUUUUUUUUAGAUGGCCUAUAAAUCAAUAUGCUGCUGAACACAUUAAAAAUGUAAAACUAAAUUAUACAGCAUAUCCAUUAAUCAAGCCUAGUAGCGUCUACUAGGAACGUUCCUCAGCAAGACUUGGCCUUAUUAUAUACCGCAGUCCAUAACUUAUGUCCGUAUAAUCUACGCUAAAUUGUAGUUCAAGCAUACUUCAACCCAACAGGCCUUUAACUUAUCCUCCCCUUAUUUGUGUCCAUGCCAAGUCUCUCUCACAUGUAGGUUUUUAGUACUAAAAUAUGAAAUGCAAAUUUUCUGAAUGGCUAGGCCUAUAUUUUGCAGAAGUGAUGCUGCUGAGAGGACUUGAACUAGGGUAUAGGGUUAAAGUCCUACUGUAAUAGUGUUGAGUGGGUGAGGGAAUAAGAUAUUGUAGUACUGCUCAUUCACAGAUAUGUAAUCCUUUAGCUCCAUCCCAGGAUGGUAUGAUGGGCAUUACUGCAUGCUUUGUUCAGUCAUGACUUUAUACUGUAACCUGAAGACAGCUAAAAUGUGUGUUUGCCUUCUCAAUGAAUACAGAGUGUUUAGACUUACUGUAAGCUAUUAUGUGCCUUUUGCUUGUUUGUCACGUUGCUGAUUUUAUUUUUGAUUUUAUGUUGUCAAUGGUAAGCUCUUAAUUCAGCAGUUUUAUUGCUUUCUGUCCACCAGGGUUGGGCUCAAUUCUAAUUGAAGGCCGUUAAUUCAGGAAAUGAUUUGAAUUUAAAAUUCAGAAAUGUGUGAACUUUUGAAAUAAAUAGCUUUUACUUUUCAGUUUAUUGAGAAGUCAUUGAAAAUAAAUGCCCUUUUUUAGAUGAUUGGAUUGCAAUUUUUGUUUACUUCCUGAAUUGACUGCCUUCAAUUGGAAUUUUUUAAAUUUCUUUAUUUAUUUAACCUUUAUUUAACCAGGUAAGCCAGUUGAGAACAAGUUCUCAUUUACAACUGCGACCUGGCCAAGAUAAAGCAAAGCAGUGCGAUUAAAAACAACAACACAGAGUUACAUAUGGGGUAAAAAACAUAAAGUCAAAAAUACAACAGAAAAUAUAUAUACAGUGUGUGCAAAUUUAGCAAGUUAUGGAGGUAAGGCAAUAAAUAGGCUAUAGUGCAAAAUAAUUACAAUAGUAUUAACACUGGAAUGCUAGAUGUGCAAGAGAUUAUGUGCAAAUAGAGCCCAACCCUGCUGUCCGUACGUUUUCCUUAUCCCUGUCAUACUAAAUGAAAGCCAUUUUUAAUUGUUUAACCUUUAAUGUGCUGCUUUGCAUUAAGUUUUUUUUUGUGAAGUAGCUAGCUACAGUGGGGAAAAAAAGUAUUUAGUCAGCCACCAAUUGUGCAAGUUCUCCCACUUAAAAAGAUGAGAGAGGCCUGUAAUUUUCAUCAUAGGUACACGUCAACUAUGACAGACAAAUUGAGAAAAAAAUAUCCAGAAAAUCACAUUGUAGGAUUUUUUAUGAAUUUAUUUGCAAAUUAUGGUGGAAAAUAAGUAUUUGGUCACCUACAAACAAGCAAGAUUUCUGGCUCUCACAGACCUGUAACUUCUUCUUUAAGAGGCUCCUCUGUCCUCCACUCGUUACCUGUAUUAAUGGCACCUGUUUGAACUUGUUAUCAGUAUAAAAGACACCUGUCCACAACCUCAAACAGUCACACUCCAAACUCCACUAUGGCCAAGACCAAAGAGCUGUCAAAGGACACCAGAAACAAAAUUGUAGACCUGCACCAGGCUGGGAAGACUGAAUCUGCAAUAGGUAAGCAGCUUGGUUUGAAGAAAUCAACUGUGGGAGCAAUUAUUAGGAAAUGGAAGACAUACAAGACCACUGAUAAUCUCCCUCGAUCUGGGGCUCCACGCAAGAUCUCACCCCGUGGGUUCAAAAUGAUCACAAGAAUGGUGAGCAAAAAUCCCAGAACCACACGGGGGGACCUAGUGAAUGACCUGCAGAGAGCUGGGAACAAAGUAACAAAGCCUACCAUCAGUAACACACUACGCCGCCAGGGACUCAAAUCCUGCAUUGCCAGACGUGUCCCCCUGCUUAAGCCAGUACAUGUCUAGCCCCGUCUGAAGUUUGCUAGAGUGCAUUUGGAUGAUCCAGAAGAGGAUUGGGAGAAUGUCAUAUGGUCAGAUGACACCAAAAUAUAACUUUUUGGUAUAAACUCAUCUCGUCAUGUUUGGAGGACAAAGAAUGCUGAGUUGCAUCCAAAGAACACCAUACCUACUGUGAAGCAUGGGGGUGGAAACAUCAUGCUUUGGGGCUGUUUUUCUGCAAAGGGACCAGGACGACUGAUCCGUGUAAAGGAAAGAAUGAAUGGGGCCAUGUAUCGUGAGAUUUUGAGUGAAAACCUCCUUCCAUCAGCAAGGGCAUUGAAGAUGAAACGUGGCUGGGUCUUUCAGCAUGACAAUGAUCCCAAACACACCGCCCGGGCAACGAAGGAGUGGCUUCGUAAGAAGCAUUUCAAGGUCCUGGAGUGGCCUAGCCAGUCUCCAGAUCUCAACCCCAUAGAAAAUCUUUGGAGGGAGUUGAAAUUCUGUGUUGCCCAGCGACAGCCCCAAAACAUCACUGCUCUAGAGGAGAUCUGCAUGGAGGAAUGGGCCAAAAUACCAGCAACAGUGUGUGAAAACCUUGUGAAGACUUACAGAAAACGUUUGACCUGUGUCAUUGCCAACAAAGGGUAUAUAACAAAGUAUUGAGAAACUUUUGUUAUUGACCAAAUACUUAUUUUCCACCAUAAUUUGCAAAUAAAUUCAAUGUCAGAGCUUUACGACUGUUUGAGCAAAAUAAUACGUGCGCUGAUGUACAGUAUGAAGCUGAGUUUAGAAGUGACGUCAGGUCAUUAGAAGGGAGAUGCCGUCCAAAUAUCAAUGAAAUUUGCUACAUUUAAUGAUUAUCUGUGUUGCUGGUAUAUGGACUAACCUCUGUAAUAGUGUUGUAGUAAUAUGUUCAAGUCUCAGGGAUAUCACAGUGCGUUCUGUCAUAACGCUCCCCCUUGUGAGUGGGUUUAGAGGCCAGGUAUAUUCACUAUCAGCUUUAAAUGCCCAGUAUGUCUCACAGUGGUUUAUCCGAGCGUGAUGGUAUGCAGUACGUAUUUCAUCUUAUUUAAAAUGCAUUUUCUCUCUGUCUCAGUGAACUGUCGACCCAGGAUAUGUGAAUGAUCUAGGCUACCUACAGAUGGCAAAGAUUCCCUAUGGUUGUGGGUGUAAAGUGAAAGCUAUUGAUGUAAGGAAGUGUAUAUUUUAUAGCAUAAAUAUUUUCAAGAUUGCUUGUAUACGCUGUAUAGAAAUUGUACGAUUUUAAAUGUAAAUGUAAUCUUAAUUGUAAAAUCGUAAUCUUAAAAUCGCUCUGUCAAUGGAAUAUUUUAUUUUAAAAGAAAGUGGGACAUUUCCCAGCAAUAAAGCGUACAGGUCCUUCUAUCUCAAUGCUGCCCCAAUAAACCAACACUUGUACUGCUUUUCAAAAUAAAAUGUCAACCUUUAUGCUGUCUUAAUGAAUAUUAUUUUUCAAUCAGUUUCUCUCUGGAAUCUUUUGGAUGUUAUUUCAAACAUGGAAAUUGUCCAGCCAAUUGGAACUGAGUUUUGUUUUGUGUCUGCAAGGAAUGGGUCAGUCCAGUGCUUUUGGUUUUGGAUUGUUUACAGAUAAGACGGGCCUGGUCUUCCUGAAAGUGAGCUGAUCCAGAGAAAAGCAUGAUUUGUAACACUGGUUUAUUUUACAGGCCUCUAGCCAGGCACUCUUUGGGACCAACCUGGACCCUGAAGGACCCCCUCCGCUGACCCCAGAGGUGACCUCUGAGCUGUUUGGACACUCUGGAGAAUGUGCUGCUCUGUCCUACAGCAACAUGGAGGAGGUGGACUAAGGCAUGACUGAGGCUGAGGUUCCACCGCCCUGGCAUAAGUUUCCAGCUGUGGAUCGUUGCCAGCGGCAACAUUGGGAAAUAUACUCCUCAGUAAACAACACUUCAGUGCUUACUAAUAAACUGGGCGUCUUGAAAAGCGUCCCCUCAGUGGUGCAAUGCUAAAAAUGGCAGUAGUGCUUUUGUGGGCGAAAGGACCAGCACAUGUAACCACAGAUGUGGUGGACAUACCAGCUCAUGCUGUAUAUGUAGUAAUAUUCAUGCAACAGAUUUCCUCACACAUACUUAUCACACGUGUUUGCACAUACAACAAAAGCCUCCACACUCCU